CUCUCAUUCAUUCAUAUUCAUAAUUAACCUCUCUUUCUUCUCUAAUCUUUCUCUCUUUCAAUUUAACUCACGCAGAAAAAUCAUAACAUGGCAUAAACCUCGCUUCAAUUAAUCUAAUUCAACUUAAUUUAACCUAAUUGCAUUGCGUCUCUAAAAUUCCAAGAAUUUCAAUCACAAACGAAUUCUUCUCGAAUUCGAGAAUAUCCAUGCCACCGUGGUUUUCCUCCAUUGCCCUCUCAAAAGAGAACUCUUUUGAUUUCGUCGCGAAAUUCGUGCAAUUUACCAGCCAUGUCUACUGAUUCUCAUCCACCUAAUCUAUAUGCCAAAGGGCUUCUUUGUAAUGCUGGUGCUGGUGCUGCAGCUGGAGUUAUUGCUGCUACGUUUGUGUGUCCUUUAGAUGUGAUUAAAACCAGGUUUCAGGUUCAUGGGACUCCUCAGCUUGCUAAUGGAAGUGUUAGGGGUAGUCUUAUAGUUGGUAGUUUGGGACAGAUAUAUCACAAGGAGGGGAUGCGUGGCAUGUAUCGCGGGCUAGCCCCGACUGUUCUGGCCUUACUUCCAAAUUGGGCUAUUUAUUUUACCAUGUACGAGCAGCUCAAGAGGCUGCUUUCUAAUGAUGAAAGCCAUCAUCUUUCAGUUGGAGCUAAUGUGGUAGCUGCUUCAGGUGCCGGAGCUGCAACUACUAUGGUUACAAAUCCAUUUUGGGUUGUCAAAACUAGACUCCAAACCCAGGGAAUGAGACCCGGUGUUGUGCCGUAUAGAAGCACACUAUCUGCUUUGAAGAGAAUAGCUCACGAGGAGGGCAUUCGUGGGAUGUACAGUGGUCUUGUACCUGCUCUGGCUGGUAUCAGUCAUGUAGCCAUCCAGUUUCCAACAUACGAGAAAAUAAAAUUUCAUUUAGCAAAUCAAGAUAACACAACAGUGGAUAAGCUCGGCGCACGUGAUGUUGCAAUUGCCUCAUCAGUCUCCAAAAUUUUUGCAUCCACGUUGACAUAUCCUCAUGAGGUUGUUCGAUCCAGAUUGCAAGAACAAGGACACCACUCAGAGAAGCGAUACUCUGGUAUGACAGACUGCAUUAGAAAGGUAUUUCAACAAGAGGGACUUUCUGGAUUUUACCGUGGGUGUGCCACCAAUCUUCUGAGGACAACCCCAGCUGCCGUAAUCACAUUCACCAGUUUUGAAAUGAUACACCGUUUUCUAGUUUCUCUUUCCCCUUCUGACCCACAAUAGCAUUCUUUGUAAAGAUGAGCCCGAUUCAAAAAAAGUUAGUUUAGUUGACAAAUAUUUCUUUUGAUGAUUAAAUUAAGAUCUCAUUCUUUGAGAUUCUUGAUUGUUUAUCACGUUAGAAGGUAGAUUUCCGCCCUCCCCAAAUCACACUUGUGCAGGGAGUAAUUGACUUGUAGGCGGACAGAGGUCUUGUUAUCAUAAAUUUUAAAAAGUGAUGAUGACGAUAAAUGUUAAGAAUGAACACAGUGCAUAUUUUAUUAUGAAACUGCUGACGAAUGAGAUCCAGCAGAACAUUCUCUAGUUCGACCACACUGCUUCACAUCUCAUGCAUAUAGGGUCUUCGAGUCAUUUGUUUUUCUGUUAGCCAUGCCAGAUAGAAGUAGUACGAUUGACUGCUACUACUUUAUUUCUGUUGAACUGUUAAAUAUACCUAAUAGAUGAUAUUACCGCUGCCCCUAUA
Medicago truncatula (barrel medic) is the source of this 1684-nucleotide messenger RNA. Its product is annotated as nicotinamide adenine dinucleotide transporter 1, chloroplastic. NCBI's taxonomy places the organism in Eukaryota, Viridiplantae, Streptophyta, Magnoliopsida, Fabales, Fabaceae. The record is from RefSeq and is a predicted model, not a curated record. The coding region runs from base 289 to 1227 and encodes 312 amino acids. The transcript is spliced from 9 exons. Gene Ontology annotation, biological process: nucleotide transport; transmembrane transport.